This is a messenger RNA of Mollisia scopiformis, 1515 nucleotides long. RefSeq names its product general substrate transporter. Lineage: Eukaryota; Fungi; Ascomycota; Leotiomycetes; Helotiales; Mollisiaceae. Gene Ontology annotation, biological process: transmembrane transport; carbohydrate transport. The transcript is spliced from 6 exons. Gene Ontology annotation, cellular component: membrane. The record is from RefSeq and is a predicted model, not a curated record. Bases 1 to 1515 code for a protein of 504 amino acids. Gene Ontology annotation, molecular function: carbohydrate:proton symporter activity.
AUGGGCGUACAGACAGCAAUCCAAACUCGAGGCUGGUUCGGCCGCGGAAGGUCUUUACAGAUCGCUGUGAGCUGUUGUUGUCUACUCGCCUUCACACUCUUUGGCUACGACCAAGGAGUUUUUAGCGGUAUCCUGCAGAAUGAGGAUUGGCUUGAUCAAUUCGGCCAUCCGAGUGAUACUCACACUGGUAUCAUCGUCGCAUCGUAUAAUUUGGGUUGUCUUGUUGGUUGUUUCAUCAAUUUUUGGAUCGGAAACCCUCUAGGGCGGAGAAAGGUGAUAUGGCUCGCAGCCUCGAUUAUCAUAAUCGGUGCAAUCCUGCAAUGCUCCGCAUACAGCGUGGCGCAUUUGGUUAUUGGCCGUAUUGUCACCGGCAUGGGAACUGGGCUGGAAACAUCAACAGUCCCCAUGUACCAAUCUGAGCUUUGCCAAGGGCACAUGCGAGGUAGACUUGUUUCGGCUGAAGUCCUAUUUGUUGGUGUUGGCAUAACAAUUGCAUACUGGUUUGAUUUCGGGAUGUCGUUUGCUGGUGGACCUGUUGCGUGGCGUCUUCCUAUCGCGUUCCAGAUCGUAUUUGCCGUCAUUGUAAUCAUUCUUGUUUUCGGGUUGCCGGAAUCUCCAAGGUGGCUCUAUAAUCACGAUAGAGCGGAGGAAGCCCUGCAGGUUCUUUGUACUAUCUACGACAAACCUGCGGAUGAUGCGUUGAUUCGGCACGAGACGGGUCAGAUUAUCGAGGCUAUACAAUUGGAAGAACGUAAUGGUCGUUUCAAGUGGCGCAAUAUAUUCAAGAGAGAUGGCGUGCAGACUGGACGACGGGUUCUGCUGGCUUGGGGAAUGCAGUGUAUGAAUCAAAUUGGAGGAAUCAACCUGGUCGUUUAUUACAUCCCAUCUGUUCUGGUGGAAAAUGUUGGGAUGACCGCGCAACUUGCGCAAAUCCUUGGUGGCUGCAUCAACAUGAUGUUCAUGUUCGGAUCCCUCGUUCCAUCCUUCUUCCUAGACCAAAUGGGUCGUCGCAAGACUAUGUUCUGGGGCUGCGCAGGACUUGGUCUUUCAAUGAUGAUGAUCUCCAUUUUGUUGAGCUUCCAGGGAACUUCUGUCGAGAAACCAACGGCCUCUGCCAGCGUUGCUUUCUUUUUUACGUAUAUGUUGAUCUUUGGGGGGACGGUGAAUUGUGUUCCGUGGGUCUACGUACCAGAAAUCUUACCCCUGGAAGCUCGUGCUAAAGGAACGGCUGUCGGAGUAUCCAGCAAUUGGUUGUGGAACUUUACGAUUGUGAUGAUCACACCAAUCAUCAUUAACAGGCUUCAGUGGAAAGCCUACCUUAUCUUCAUGGCUACGAAUCUUGCGUUCAUUCCAAUCGUGUAUUUCUUCUACCCUGAAACAAGCAACAAGUCAUUGGAAGAUAUCGAUUUUCUCUUUCUUGGUUCUGAUAUUGAGAAGGGGACCAUCGGCCACGAAGAUAGACUUCGAAAGCCAGAGACGCAUGAGCCGAUCACGGAGCAUUUGGAACAUAAGUGA